CGUAAACGCGCAUCCGUCCGCUAGCGACGUCUGGUGAAAACACGGUGUGGGUGAAAAGGUGGAGUCGGCAGCGUGGUGUUCGCUCCGUUGCCAUGCCGUUGCCGUGGUUUCUGCUCUUGUGACGUCACACAACAUUUCGUGAUUGCUCGCAGAUUGCCGGGCGCGUGGGCGGUGUCCGCGCACGCACCAGCAGACGAUCGGACGUCGCGCUGCCUGUUGCGUGAAAACACCUGGCUUCCCCCGGCCAUUGGACUCGUGUUUCCUGCGUUUGAACGUGGUGCGUCGCAUAAGGGUUUACGUAGCCUACGUUCCCGCUAGUUCCGAGCUAAAAGUCGCGCGUGCACCAGCCGCACGCGACCAAAAUGUGCGAUCGGUUUGGUUUAGUUUUGGAACUGGUGUCUCAGGCUCUUGGCCAAGACGACAGAAAUGAGUAUGAGAAAGCCUACGAAAACUAUUUAAAAAGCCUGGAUGCCAUUGCUGCCAGCCUACUGAAGGAUUAUGAUUCUCAUGGCAUACCAGAGACGCCUGUGCCAGUGAAUAAUGCGAAAAAAGUAAUUUCUGUUGCAAGGCAGUGCCUGGACAGAGUGGAAAAGAUUUUAGGAACAUCACUGAACCAGUUUUAUGCUGAACAAGAAAGGUGCAAUGAAACCUACUCAUGUCCAUCACCAACUGUGGAGUUGGAGACUUCAUGCAUGCCCGAAUUGCCAGGUGGAACGGGUCUGCCAUCCGUGGCAUUUGUGGCUCCUCGUAUUUUGUCGCGACAGUCUCAUCAGCAGCCAUACUCAGACACCUCUUCUGAUGCUGCAUUGCUGUCCAACCCCAUGGUUACUUCGAGAACAUGUGGUACACUUGGAAAGACUAAGGCAACAAGAGUAUUGUCACCCAUGGAACAGAUGGAACAGGAAAACGCUGCUGUGUGUCGGCGUUACCAUGCACUUAUCCAAAGGACUGUGGACCCCAUGGCUAAACAAAAUCUGCGCCUUGAACUUCAGCGCAGACUAACGGAUAACCUGAUGGCUGGCAGGAAGAAACAGGCAGAGUACCUGAGAGACCUUCAAGAACAAGAAAAGAAAAUUGCUGAAAUGGCAGCAAGGAAAUUGCAGGGCUCUGGGGAGUGCAUUACGCCUGAAGAGAAGCGGCAGCAGGAGCUUUUUGCCAGAAUUCUGCAGUAUGAAAACAACCGUGAGUGGCCGCCAGCUCUUCAAGACCUGCUAAAACCACACCCAAAGGAUUCAAAAGUCGCUAGACAUAUUGUGAUGCAGAUCCUUGGGGACUCCAAACAUCCACUAAGCCAAUGGCUGGCGAAAGAGCGUGUUGCAUUGCAGCGAGAAAUCGUCAUGGCUCUGGAGAGCAGGAGCCAUAUGGUGGCUGCCCCUAAAGAAUUCUCAAGUAGUGGCAUUCAACGAUCUGUAGCCUGUGCCCAUGUUGAAAGUGUUCUGCGGACUGCUUUGCUACUCCUUGGUUUGACACUUGAGCCUCUGAAGGACCCUGCUGCUCAAGAAGUAUGCUACAGUGUGCUGGAGGACCACUUCACCUGGCCGCUAUGGCCACACCUUUUGGCCAUUGUUAGGUUAGAAAACCUUUCAGGGGAGCAGCGUGUGGCAACAACCAUGAGCCAGUUGGCUUCAGUUUCGGCAGAGGAGAUGCACGUCUCACCUAGUCUGCAGGAGAGCCCUGCCCUCAGAGAGGCGGUGGGCAUGCUGCGCACUGUACCUCGACUUGGCCCUAGUCACAAACUACGUGUAUUGGUUCAUGUCACACGGCUGGUUUGUACAGAAGCUAUUUCAAGCGAAGACGAUCACCAUAGGAAGCUCAUGGGAGCUGACGACCUCAUUCCUGCAUUGAGUUAUAUCUUAGUGCAAUCAAAGAUACCACAGCUGUAUUCAGAGUACCUUGCACUUGAGCAAGUACUAGAUUCUAGGUACAUGCUUGGAGAAGAAGGGUACUGCUUAGCAUCAGUCCUGAUGGCCUUCAAAUACCUGGAAUCUCUGCCUUGAACCUGACGACCAAGCUUUUAAUUGUUUUUAAACUUAUCUGAUGCUAGUCUAUAAAACAAAUUACUGCACCUGUGUUUUUUAUUUAAGAGCUGAAAACUCAAUUGCUUAUGUUCACAUUCAUUACCUUCAGCAAUUUGUAAAAUUCUUCCAACUCUAGGCAAGCUUCAAUCUUAGUCCCUAGCUAAUAUUGAAUUGGGAAAAGUGCUUGUUCAGCCACAUUUGCCCAAGAAAGCACAUAAUUUUUUCUCCUUACCUGGCAUAACGGUUUAUUAAAAAGGAUAGUGAUUUGAAUUAGUUGGCUUUCCAUAUUGCCAAGGGAGUGCACUGUGAAGCAGGACUAAAGUGCAUGAAAAUAAGGUCAAGCAGUCACUGCUAAAGCUUCGUUUAAUACAGACACGUUUGUUCUGUUUCCUGUAUGUCUGUAUCAAACAACAAAACUUUAGUUGCCAUGCAGUGUUCAUCCUUGUUUUUAAAUAUGAAGCAUUUUUUAGCGAA
Messenger RNA from Rhipicephalus microplus (southern cattle tick), 2492 nucleotides. Its product is annotated as DNA transposase THAP9. Gene Ontology annotation, molecular function: guanyl-nucleotide exchange factor activity; small GTPase binding. The record is from RefSeq and is a predicted model, not a curated record. Gene Ontology annotation, cellular component: endocytic vesicle; cytosol. Lineage: Eukaryota; Metazoa; Arthropoda; Arachnida; Ixodida; Ixodidae. Gene Ontology annotation, biological process: vesicle-mediated transport.